Molecule: messenger RNA, 200 nt
Organism: Symbiodinium pilosum
Lineage: Eukaryota; Dinophyceae; Suessiales; Symbiodiniaceae
Source: the annotation of a GenBank genome assembly
GCGUCGACCGCCUUGACGGCAACAUGCUGAUGAGUGCCGCCGUUGCCCAGAGGCUUGGGCUCUACAAGAUGGGCGAGCGGUUCUAUGCCCCUGCCCAAAUCCGGGCUUUUCUGCCUUUCAACGGCGCAGCUGGAUUGGAGACGCUCCUGGUCAAGGGCAUGGUGCACAUCAGCAACCAGCUAUGUCGAGACGAGUUCCGC